AUGGGUGUGAUUUCGGGAUGUCUGAUCAUGCCAGACUUCGCUGCUCGCUUCGGCCAGAUUGGGUCAGACGGAAAACCGUAUCUGUCUAGCUCUCGCCAGUCCAUCAUAACAUCUCUGCUAUCGGCGGGAACGUUCGUUGGCUCGUUGGCUCAAGCGUUCACUUCCGACCGGUUUGGCCGUCGAGGCUCUAUCCUCAUAUGGUCCGCGGUCUUCACCGUCGGCACUGCGAUACAGACCAGUACUAUGCACUCAAUCGUGCAGAUCACCGUCGGUCGGUUCAUUGCUGGGCUUGGUGUCGGUGCCCUGUCAGCCAUCGUACCGCUUUACAACGGGGAGACGUCACCGAAAGCGCUGCGAGGAAUGCUCCUGGUGUUCUACCAAGUUCAGAUCAUCUCAGGGAUCUUCAUAAGCUAUCUCAUUGAACUUGGGACACACACCAUAAAUGGCCCUGCUUCGUGGCGCAUUCCAGUGGGCCUCCAGAUCUUGUGGGGCUGCAUCCUUCUCUCGGGGAUCUUCUUCCUCCCUGAAUCACCCCGUCACCUGCUGGGAACCGGCAGGGAAGAAGAAGCACGCGUGGUGGUAGCGGAGCUGAAUAGUGUAUCCCAAGACGAUCCUGUUGUCGCGGAGAUUCUCGAGGAGCUCGAGUUUGGCAUCAAGGCAGAGAACGACGGCGGGAAGGCGACAUGGCUGGAGUGUUUCUCAACACGGAACCUGCUAUGGAGGCGGACGAUUAAUGGCAUGAUGCUGCAGUUCAUUCAGCAGCUGAAUGGGCAGAACUUCUACUAUUACUACGGCGACACAUUCUUCUCCAGCGCAGGCACUCAACUAUCACCAUAUGCCAUUCAGACCAUCCUUGGGGCAGUGUCCGUUGCAGGCACUUUACCUUCGCUAUACCUCAUUGAGACUUGGGGCCGUCGGAAAUCGCUGCUCGUAGGCGCCGCCCUUGAGGCACCCUGUGCUAUCAUCGCUGCGCUUGUGGGCCAUUACAUGCUCGCCUCGUCUGGUACUCCCAGUGACCAACUUUCGGCUCGCAACCGGCAAGGCGGUGACGUCGUCAUCACUUUCGCAAUUUUACACGUAUUUGCGUUUGGGUUAUCUUGGGGCCCGACACCGUGGGUCUACCUCGGUGAAAGUUUCCCUUUGCGCGUCAGGUCGAAGUGCAUUGCUCUAGGGAGUGCAACAGACUGGAUGUGUAACUUCUUCCUCACUUUCUUCUCCCCGCGGAUAGCUGCACGAAUCGGCCCGCUGAUCUUGCUCAUCUUCUUCGGAAUGCUGGUGUUCGGCUUCAUUUACGUGUACUUCUUCAUUCCUGAAACUUUGGGACUGAGCUUGGAGGAGGUUGACGAGAUGUACCGCUCUGGGGUCAAGCCGUGGAACUCAUCGAAUUGGCGGCCAUCGGAGAAACAUAUACAUGACAAGGUCGAAAUGGUCGAAGUCAGAGAGAUCAAGAACAAAGACGACGAUAAUGACACCAGUGCGGCUGGUGCAUCAGCCACAUGA
Molecule: messenger RNA, 1500 nt
Organism: Sparassis crispa
Lineage: Eukaryota; Fungi; Basidiomycota; Agaricomycetes; Polyporales; Sparassidaceae
Product: Hexose transporter 2
Exons: 13
Coding region: 1-1500 (499 amino acids)
Biological process (GO): carbohydrate transport; transmembrane transport
Cellular component (GO): plasma membrane
Molecular function (GO): carbohydrate:proton symporter activity
Source: RefSeq, a predicted model, not a curated record